CUUAACCUUGUUAAAUUAAGACUUGAUUAAUUCUCUAAUCUAAUGGCGGUUGAUGCUCUGUGUUCACCGUUGGGACCGCCGGCAUGUGAGAAAGAUGCGAAAGCGCUUCAAUUCAUCGAGGAGAUGACAAGAAACGCCGACGCCGUUCAGGAGAAUGUGCUGGCGGAGAUACUUUGUCGGAAUUCUCAGACGGAGUAUCUCCGACUUCACAAUCUCGGUGGCGCUACCGAUCGAGAAACUUUCAAGUCCAAGAUUCCGAUGGUAACUUAUGAAGAUCUUCAACCGAUCAUCGAACGCAUCGCCAAUGGCGAUCGAUCUCCAAUUCUAUCUUCUCAUCCGAUUUCUGAAUUCCUGACUAGCUCUGGUACCUCCGCUGGUGAACGAAAACUGAUGCCGACGAUUCGAGAAGAGUUGGAUAGACGUCAACUACUUUACAGUCUUCUAAUGCCUGUCAUGAACCUGUACAUGCCUGGUUUAGAUAAGGGAAAGGGACUCUACUUUUUGUUUGUCAAGUCCGAAACAAAGACUCCUGGUGGGUUAUUGGCCAGACCCGUUUUAACCAGCUACUACAAAAGCGACCAUUUCAAGACCCGAUCUUUUGACCCGUAUAACGUCUACACCAGCCCCAACGAAGCUAUUCUUUGCCCCGACUCCUUUCAGAGCAUGUACUCACAGAUGUUGUGCGGCCUUUACGAGCGUCAACAAGUCCUCCGCCUUGGUGCCAUCUUCGCCUCCGGUCUCCUCCGUGCCAUCCGCUUUCUCCAGCUCAAUUGGCGGGUACUCGCCCAUGAUAUCCGAACUGGAACACUCAACGCCAAAAUUUUCGAUUCCGAUAUCCGGCGAUGCAUGACACAGGUGUUAAGAUCUGACCCGGAACUCGCCGAUUUUAUCGAAUCCGAAUGCUCCAAAGACAACUGGGAAAGAAUUAUUACGCGAAUUUGGCCCAACACCAAGUAUUUAGAGGUGAUCGUUACCGGCGCCAUGGCUCAAUACAUUCCGACGCUCGAUUAUUACAGCGGCGGGUUACCCAAAGUUUGCACCAUGUAUGCUUCAUCCGAGUGUUAUUUCGGACUCAAUCUGAACCCCAUGUGUAAACCGUCGGAAGUUUCAUACACCAUCAUGCCAAACAUGGCGUACUUCGAGUUCCUCCCACACGACCCAAAUUCUCAAAGUGGCGCCACCGGUGACAAACUGGUGGAUCUUGUAAACGUACAAGUCGGAAAAGAAUACGAACUGGUGAUCACCACUUACGCCGGUCUAUGCCGGUACCGUGUCGGCGACAUCCUCCGAGUCACCGGAUUCCACAACUCCGCUCCACAGUUCCAUUUCGUGAGACGAAAAAACGUAUUGCUGAGCAUCGACUCCGAUAAAACCGACGAGGCGGAGUUACAGACCGCCGUCGACAAUGCAUCAAAAUUGUUGAACGAAUUCAACACGAGCGUGGUGGAAUACACAAGUUACGCAGAUACGAAAACAAUCCCAGGUCAUUACGUGAUAUACUGGGAAUUAUUAGUCAAAGAUUCAGCCAAUUUUCCAAGAGACGAUGUGCUGGAAGGGUGCUGUUUAGCCAUGGAAGAAUCGAUGAACUCCGUGUACCGACAGGGUCGGGUUGAAUGCAAUUCAAUCGGGGCGUUGGAGAUCCGAGUAGUGAAAAACGGUACGUUUGAGGAAUUGAUGGAUUAUGCGAUCUCGAGAGGGGCAUCAAUCAACCAGUACAAGGUGCCACGGUGCGUAAACUUUACACCAAUCAUGGAACUGCUUGACUCCAGAGUGGUAUCAUCGCAUUUCAGUCAAAGCCUGCCUCAUUGGACUCCCGAACGACGUCGUUGAACAGGUGAUUGUUUAGUUGUCACACCAGAGCCAAACCGACCAUUAAAGUCAAAUGUAAGAAAGAUUCGUUUAUUUAGGAUUUUUUUUUUUUUUUUUUUUUUUUGUGUGGGUGAUUUAACCAAAAUCACUUAUGGGUAUAGUUUAGAUGAAGGAAAAAAAACCGGGUUUUUUUUCCUAUGUUUUCUCAUAAACAAGAACCUGUAUGUAUGCUUGUGGUUUUAUUUCCCAAAUGUUUUUCUUGAGAAAUCAAAACUCUUAAUUUGUUUUAUC
Molecule: messenger RNA, 2100 nt
Organism: Cynara cardunculus var. scolymus (artichoke)
Lineage: Eukaryota; Viridiplantae; Streptophyta; Magnoliopsida; Asterales; Asteraceae
Product: probable indole-3-acetic acid-amido synthetase GH3.1
Exons: 3
Coding region: 43-1830 (595 amino acids)
Cellular component (GO): cytoplasm
Molecular function (GO): acid-amino acid ligase activity
Source: RefSeq, a predicted model, not a curated record